CGAGCAGGCGGAGGAGGAAGAAGCAGCGUCCGCGCAGCGCGGCGCCGGGCUUGCUACGGGGCUGCGGAUUGGAGGCUGGCCGGAUUACUUUGUUUCGGGGCUCCGCGCUGGAAUUGCGAGCGAGCAGAAGCCGGAGGGGAAUCGGCUGGAAGGGAGCCGCCUCCUUGGGAAGGAGCCGGAGCAGGUGAGCGGCUGCAUCUCAAGGGUUAGAGAGAGGGAGAUCGAGAGAGAUCCAGCUAGAGAGGUGUCCAUGCGGCAGGGUCUCCACCUCAGAUGCUUCCCAUGAGCCACACCGCUCCAGCACCCUCCGUUGUCGUCAUCUAAGAACGCGGAAAGCCACGAAUCGAGGAUGGGGGAUUCCGCAGCCGAGACAGCGGUCCAAAUCCCCGAUGUCUGUUGCAAAGACACCCAGACGGAGCUCGCCGAGAGAGUCGCAGCGAUCCACGUUGCCGUCGGCCCCGACGCCACCGACCAAAACGGCCAAGGAACCAUCGCAGGGAAUGACGUUGGGUUCUCCAAGAUGGCUGCCAACAACCAAAGGAACGGGGUUGAUGUUGAUUCGGGAACAUCCGAAGAACUAGAUGGUGCUCACGAGUUGCUGGCCCCAAAGAGGGCUCCAGCAAGACCCAUCCUCUCUGGCCGGAAGUACUCCCUUCAGGAAAAGCCCGCAGGGAACUAUUUGGCUUCUUCAGAUGCUGCAGGCUUCGGUCCAUACGCCACGGGCCCUUCCACUCACAUCUCUCCACGGAUAGUGCGGCGGCCGACGAUAGAGUCCCACCGAGUCUCCAUUUCAGAUGCUGCGGAUUGUGUGCAGCUGAACCAAUAUAAGUUGAAAAGCGAAAUAGGCAAGGGCUCCUAUGGCGUCGUGAAGCUGGCCUACAACGAAAGUGACGACCAAUAUUAUGCCAUGAAAGUCCUCUCCAAAAAGAAGCUGUUGAAACAGUAUGGAUUUCCACGUCGGCCUCCGCCUCGAGGGUCGAAAGCUGCUGCCGGGGGACAGGCAAAGCCCAUGGCGCCCCUUGAGCGGAUCUAUCAGGAAAUAGCCAUCUUAAAGAAACUGGACCAUAUCAACGUUGUCAAGCUGAUUGAGGUACUAGAUGACCCCGCAGAAGACAACCUGUACAUGGUGUUUGACCUCCUGCGGAAGGGGCCUGUCAUGGAAGUGCCGUGUGACACCCCCUUCACUGAGGAACAGGCCCGACUCUACUUAAGGGACAUCGUCUUGGGCAUUGAAUACUUGCAUUACCAGAAGAUCAUCCACCGGGACAUCAAACCUUCCAACUUGCUCUUGGGGGAUGACGGGCACGUCAAAAUUGCCGACUUCGGAGUGAGCAAUCAGUUUGAGGGCAGCGAUGCCCAGCUCUCCAGCACUGCUGGGACUCCAGCCUUCAUGGCCCCUGAAGCCCUUUCCGAGUCUGGGAAGAGCUUCAGUGGGAAGGCACUAGAUGUCUGGGCCAUGGGGAUCACAUUAUUUUGCUUUGUGUAUGGAAAGUGUCCUUUCAUUGAUGAAUUUAUCCUUGCUCUUCACAACAAGAUCAAGAACAAGCCGGUGGAUUUCCCGGAAGAGCCUUGGAUCAGCGAGGAGUUAAAAGACCUGAUCCUGAAGAUGCUGGAAAAGAACCCUGAAACGAGGAUCACGGUCCCUGAAAUUAAGCUGCACCCUUGGGUGACGAAGUUCGGAGAGGAUCCUCUGCCUCUCGAGGAGGAGCAUUGCACAAUUGUGGAGGUCACCGAGGAGGAAGUGAAGAACUCAGUCAAGACAAUCCCGAGUUUGCCUGCUGUGAUUUUAGUGAAAGCCAUGCUGAGGAAACGAUCUUUCAGCAACCCAUUUGAGGCCCAGGCCAGGCGAGAAGAGAGAUCCAUGUCAGCUCCUGGAGACUUAUUAAUAAAGCAAGGGAGCCGAGAAGGGUUGAAGGACCCCGACCUGCCUGACGUAUCUGAAGACGAGGCCACAUCCUGAAGCCCCGAGCAUGUCGCACACCGAUCACUUAACUGCUGCUACCGUGACCAUCGUAUCCAGUGGUGUCGUCCUGCACGCCAUGCUGUUUUCAUCAACCAAAGUUUGUGACUUGCAAAAAGAGAGAGAAAGAGAGAGAGAUUCCUGCUUUGCAGGCGGUUGGACUCGAAGUCCCUUUGGGUCCCUUCCAACUCUAUAAUCCUAUGAUUCUAUCAUAUUGAAGGGAUAAAACGGUGGGAGUCCCAGCUGGUGGGACAAGAAAUGGCCCAUGGAAGAGCUGGCUCUCCGGCUGCCCACAUCUGUUUACGUCUUAAGACAUUUUGGUGUUGUAUACUGGACCAUGUGCCUCAUAUCUUCCAGUUGUGCUUCAUGAUGUGAUAUAUGUAGUCAGCGACGUACGGCGAUUCGACCGAUGAAUGUGCACCAAAUGUUCUUUGCUAGAGAAUGCUUGGUUCAGAACCACCCAUGUACAUCCCGGCUCCCGGCAUUUAUUUAUUUUUGUUUCGGAAUUUCUUAGUCAGGUUGCCUGCUCAAGCCCAACGUUGUCUGUUACGCAACCUGCUAUAAUGGAACAGGUGUGUUCUAAGCUGCCUCCAUUAAGCAGCCCUUUUACCUUUCAGAAUUUAAUUGGCCCAACCUUCUCCCAAUAUAAAGUAGACCUUGACACCAGGUGAAUCACAAAGCUUCAGACAAGUUUUCCCCCAAACCAAACUAUGCCUUUACUUGCAAGUUUCGAGUCGAGCAGUUUUUGAGAAAAUGCUUUAAAAAUAAACAAACUAGUUUUACGCUUUGAGUACAUACCCACAAAAGCAAAUAGAAACAGAGAUAAACCGCAUCCAGUUAGACCUAUUCUAGACUAUCCCUAGCCCAGCAAAUACUCAUCAGUACAGUGGUUUCUAGUCUUCUUGGUUCAACUUCUCAAGACAGGAUCCAUUGCAGGUUUUCAUCCAGGGCCUGUGCUUCAGGUUUCUGCUAUUUUUUUCAAUAGAGUUCUUAUUUCAGUUCUUUCUUAGUUCCCACCUCUGUGUGUUUCGGCUUUUUUCUCAUAAUUUCUUCAGCUCUGAUCUCUUUUUUAAGCCUAUUUUCUUUAUCAACUUUACUUAUGUACGAAACUUCCCCUCGCAACCUUUUAGGCAGUCAGAAAGGGAAUAGAGUCCUGGUUAAGUUUCUGUUUUUCCCUAAUUGCCAGGCUGAACCAUUGACCCUCUUGUGCAAUCUUCCUCUUCCUGUGAGCUUUUGACCGUCCUGUGCAAAAGAGCAUAUCUCAGUGACCCGUGUGCUUUAAACAGGUGCCUUUGGGUUUAAAGAAUGCAUCAGAAACACUCCCAUCCGUGCCCACAUCCAUCAUGCUUCAGCUGGUUCUGUAGGAAGCAGCUGGAAAAUUGGAAGAUGGCCACUUACCUUCAUCCAUAGCCCUUGGGUUUUGGUAGUAGAGCUUGUCAUCUCAUGGACUUUCAGAAGAGUCUGGAAUUGAUUCUGUAGAUUCCCUACCGUGGGAUUGGUUAGAAUCGGCCCCUUGUGCAAUCUACAAAGCCUGGGGUUGGCUAGCAUCAAGAAAUGUUGAUCAUGCAGAUCAGGGAGGGAGAGUAGUUAGUGGUCUGAAGAUUGCCAAUCAAUCUUAGAUGCCCAAGAAGGGGACACAAUCAGCACAAAGUAAAGCAUCCCUAGGAUGAAAAGACCAUUGCAAACUUUCUUGGAUUCCGUCUGAAGUUCAUGCAAGCAAAUCCAUAAUGAGGAAUGACGCUCUGUGCCUGUAUGAUGAUCAGAACAGUGGCUUGUCUAUAUCCUACAGCAGGCAUAGGCAAACUCGGCCAUCCAGAUGUUUUGGGACUACACCUCCCAUGAUCCUAGCUAACAGGACCAGAGGUCAGGGAUGAUGAGAAUUGUAGUCCCAAAACAUCUGGAGGGCCGAGUUUGCCUAUGCCUGUCCUACAGUGACCAGAAGCAGCUUGCUGUGUCCUGCUGUAGGAAGGAAGGAAGGAAGAGAUUAAAGGAGACAGGUUGCUUGCAAAAUAAUUUCAAUUCGACUUUGCUCAAGGAUAAUCUCCAAGUCACACCUGAUCCCUUCCUUCCUUCCUUCCUUCCUUCUGAAGCCACACAAGCCUGUAGCUGCUGAAUUUUUACAGCAGUUUUGAUUGCAGGAAUUGAGCCUACGAAAUCUUUAAAAGACUAUAAAAGUUUUUUUGGGGGGGGUUAAGGGUGGAAGGUGUAGGAAAUGGGUCAGCCAUUAAUAGCAUCCCUGGCUACCCUAUAACUUGAAUCCUUUUAUUCCGUGUUUUUUUGGGGGGGGAGUAAUGAUAGCAGGAGCAGUAAUCCGACUCACAAAAAGACUGCACAAAAAUCAACAAAAGGAAAACCAGUGGCUUUACUAACAGAAGAUUGGAAGUUCAUCUGUGCUAGUGAGAGAGGAUACAUUCAAUUCAAUUCAGUUCAAUUCAAUCUGCACUUGAAAGGAGAACCUACUUAAUCUACACUGUAUCAAUAUGUCUUAUAUAUAACUGGACCUUGGAGCUUUUUUAAAACAACAAAUGGUGUAUAAAUUUUCUAAGUAAAAUAUAUCUAACUAGGA
Messenger RNA from Podarcis muralis (Common wall lizard), 4526 nucleotides. RefSeq names its product calcium/calmodulin dependent protein kinase kinase 1 (gene CAMKK1). Gene Ontology annotation, biological process: protein phosphorylation; CAMKK-AMPK signaling cascade. The record is from RefSeq and is a predicted model, not a curated record. Lineage: Eukaryota; Metazoa; Chordata; Lepidosauria; Squamata; Lacertidae. Gene Ontology annotation, molecular function: protein serine/threonine kinase activity; ATP binding.